AUGCAGAUGCAGCGCUUGAUGUAUGCGCGUGUGUGCCAUAGGGCCUCCGUGAACAGCUCGGCGUUGUUGUCGUCAUCUCCCGUCGCGUCAGUGUCGGCGCUCUUCAUGAUAGCGCGCCACUUUGUCCAGGGUGGGCCGCCGGUGCCCAAGAAAGAUAUGGACAAGAAGCUCAAGCGCUACCUGAUCAGCCCCCACACAGAGGAGAUGGAGGCCAAGUACCAAAGCCGCCAACGCGAGUUGCACGAGUACUUUUCGACGCAUGAGCCAAACUGCCCGGAACCGCUGCCGGAAAACAGCUUCGUCAAGGGACAGUUUGGUAUGCGGAGGCGUUACUACGUUGACCACCGUGGAAAGAUCGACCCGCGCGCGCUUGGAAACGCCGUGGACGAAGGCACGAAUGCCAUGCGCAAGUGA
Leishmania mexicana MHOM/GT/2001/U1103 is the source of this 414-nucleotide messenger RNA. RefSeq lists its product as hypothetical. Lineage: Eukaryota; Euglenozoa; Kinetoplastea; Trypanosomatida; Trypanosomatidae. Bases 1 to 414 code for a protein of 137 amino acids. The transcript has a single exon. The record is from RefSeq and is a predicted model, not a curated record.